GCACUAUGUGGUAUCUCACGGACAUUGUCUUUGUUUCUCAAUUUAGAAGGAAGAUCUGUCUUUGCACACAAGGCUGAACACUGUCAGAGUCAUCUGCAUCAAAGCCGUACCAAGGAGUGAGAGUCAAAGACCCAGUGAAGGAGCUGCUGCGAAGAAAAAGAGGAAAUGCUGCCAGAACGACACUCCCCACCGCAUUGAUGGUUCCCAACAACACUUUGCCAUCAUACACACAUGCAGGGUCUUCUAGUUUCGUAGAAGUCAACCAGAGUUGCCUUAAUGAUUCAUUAGUGGAUGUCAGUGGGCUCUGCACAGGAUGGAUAGCCCAGACCACUAGCACAUCUGCUCUUCAACCUCUGAGUCACUGGACUCCUCCAGACCAACACCACGAUCCUGCCAUCCCGUCCCACAUGGAUAUGUACGUCCAGCCGAUCUGUCCCAGUUACACUGUGGUGGGCCCUUCCCCCAUGCUGACGUUACACACACCUUUCUUCACCAACCUUGCGACCAUGAGUACUUCCAGCUCAGCCCUGCCUCAGGUGGAGGUCCCGGACUCCUCCUUUACGUAUAUCCCUUGGGCUCAGCCUUUAUCCACUAUCUCCGGCUCCGUUGUGCAGGGCCCCUCAAUGCCAGCGGCCCUGUCAGCCCCCCAGCUCUUCCCAGUGCCUCUGACCUUGCCGGUACUCUCACCAGAACUGGAGCCUCAGCAGGUGGAGACUCCCCCAGCCCCCGAGGGCACUCUGGCCCUUGAGAAACUGCUGGAAGAAGAUGAGGGCCAAAAAGAACCCUACAUCUGCAACGCCUCGCUGUUUUCAGAAGAUAUUUAAGAUAUUCGCAUUAGCACU
Sinocyclocheilus grahami is the source of this 842-nucleotide messenger RNA. Its product is annotated as POU domain class 2-associating factor 1-like. Gene Ontology annotation, molecular function: DNA binding; POU domain binding; transcription coactivator activity. Bases 198 to 824 code for a protein of 208 amino acids. Lineage: Eukaryota; Metazoa; Chordata; Actinopteri; Cypriniformes; Cyprinidae. Gene Ontology annotation, biological process: positive regulation of transcription by RNA polymerase II. The record is from RefSeq and is a predicted model, not a curated record. The transcript is spliced from 5 exons. Gene Ontology annotation, cellular component: RNA polymerase II transcription regulator complex.